This is a messenger RNA of Callorhinchus milii (elephant shark), 4653 nucleotides long. It is a transcript of the gene adam12b, whose product is annotated as ADAM metallopeptidase domain 12b. The coding region runs from base 113 to 2905 and encodes 930 amino acids. Gene Ontology annotation, molecular function: metalloendopeptidase activity. Lineage: Eukaryota; Metazoa; Chordata; Chondrichthyes; Chimaeriformes; Callorhinchidae. The record is from RefSeq and is a predicted model, not a curated record. The transcript has 23 exons. Gene Ontology annotation, biological process: proteolysis.
GUGUGUGUGUGUGUAGAUAUAUAUACCCAGUGUGUGAUGGGGCUGAUCUCCCAGACAGUCCCUCCUACAGUCUGAUGAGACUCUCUCAGACCUGUCCCGCCGUCUGCACAAGAUGCCAAGAGGAGCCGUCGGGCGCAGUGCUGUGGCAGAGGCUUUGCGAAUCCUCUCCGCUUUGCUCAGCAUUUCCGAUGCCCUGUUCGCAGCGAAGGACGGCAAUAUUUUGUCCAGUAAAUUAUCAUCGCCUAGCCAACAGGAGCAUCUAAAGCAGCUGCAACAAUAUGAGAAAGUAGUUCCUUACCUCCUGGAUGGAGAUCGCCAGAAACAAUUGAGCAACCUGCAUGGAAAGAGCCACCCUUCAUUGGCCAAGUUCCUAAUUGAAGCUGACGGCAAAGAAUUGAUCAUUGAACUUGAAAGAAAUGAGGUGCUUUUUGCUGACAACUACACAGAGACACACUAUCUACAUGAUGGCAGUGCCAUCACAAACACACAGAAUCAUACGGGUCACUGCUACUACCAUGGUCAUGUGCAGGGAUAUCCUCAAUCCACUGUCAGUCUCAGCACUUGUUCAGGUCUCAGGGGAUUUGUUUCAUUUGAAAAUAAAACGUAUAUAUUGGAGCCUAUUGAAGGUGCUCUCGACAACACACACUUGAUCUACAGAGCAGAGAAUCUUCAGAUCACUGGAGGAAAUUGUGGACAUAGCUUCAGGAUGUCAGACAAUGCAAUGGACAGCAUUGUUGAAUCAUUGCAAAACUCUUCUACAAGGCACAAAAGAGACAUAUCGAAGACCACAAAGUACGUGGAACUAAUUAUAGUAGCAGACAAUCGAGAGUUUCAGAAGCAAGGGAAGGAUUUGGAAAAGACUAAACAGAGACUGAUAGAGAUUGGGAAUUUUGUGGAUAAGUUCUACAGACCUUUGAACAUACGAGUUGCUCUGGUUGGAGUGGAAGUUUGGACCGACAUGGACAAAUGUUCAAUAACAGGGGACCCAUUCACUACGCUGAAUGAGUUUCUUGACUGGAGGAAAUUGAAGCUGCUCUCACGUAAACCACACGACAACGCUCAGCUAGUGAGUGGCGUGUACUUCCAGGGAACGACCAUUGGCAUGGCACCUAUAAUGAGCAUGUGCACAGCAGAGCAGUCAGGAGGGAUUGUUAUGGAUCAUUCAGACAAUCCUUUGGGAGCCGCAGUAACGAUGGCACACGAACUGGGACACAAUUUCGGAAUGAACCACGACACCCCUGCCCGUGGCUGUGCCUGCAAGGCGUCGUCUGACAAGGGAGGCUGCAUCAUGACCCCAUCCACAGGGUAUCCAUUUCCUACAGUAUUCAGCAGUUGCAGCAAAAAGGAUCUGGACAGUAGCCUGGAGAAGGGAGUAGGAAUGUGCCUGUUUAAUAUGCCAGAAAUUAAAGAGCUCCAUGGCGGGCAAAAGUGUGGCAAUGGAUAUGUGGAAGAAGGCGAGGAGUGCGACUGUGGUGAACCUGAAGAAUGUACCAACCCUUGCUGUAAUGCGAGCACCUGCACACUGAAAUCCGAAGCAGUAUGUGCACAUGGACUUUGCUGCAAAGAUUGCAAGUUGAAGCCUCCAGGAACCCCUUGCAGAGAGUCCAGUAAUUCCUGUGAUCUACCUGAGUUCUGCACUGGAGCAAAUGCACACUGUCCAGCCAACGUAUAUCUACACGAUGGGCAACCCUGCCACAAGAAAGAUGGUUACUGUUACAAUGGAAUAUGUCAGACACACGAACAGCAGUGUAUUACUCUCUGGGGAUCAGGUGCCAAACCUGCUCCUGGAAUCUGCUUUGAAAAAGUAAACUCAGCAGGUGAUCCCUAUGGUAACUGCGGGAAAGACUCAUCUGGUUCAUUUGCAAAAUGUGAGACCAGAGAUGCUAAAUGUGGAAAAAUCCAGUGUCAGGGAGGAGCAAGCCGUCCGGUUAUUGGGACAAAUGCUGUCUCUAUAGAAACUAACAUUCCUUUGCAAGAAGGCGGAAGAAUAUUGUGUCGUGGUACACACGUGUAUCUGGGCGAUGAUAUGCCGGACCCAGGCCUUGUGCUUACCGGCACCAAGUGUGGAGAGGGGAAGAUCUGUCUAAAUCGACAGUGCCAGAAUAUUAGCGUCUUUGGAGUGAGGGAGUGUGCUUCGAAAUGUCAUGGGCAAGGGGUUUGCAACAACAACGAAAACUGCCACUGUGACCAGGACUGGGCUCCUCCAUACUGUGACAAACCCGGUUUAGGAGGCAGCGUCGACAGUGGGCCAAUGAGGCUGCAAGAAAGUAACAGCCUCUUUGUGGGUAUACUGGUUACCAUCUUGAGUCUAAUCACUGCUGGGUUGAUCAUGUGUUUCAAACGGAAGACAUUACUGCAGCUGCUUUUCUCACAGAAGCUGACAACUGUCGAAAAAUUAAGGUCUGUCGGGCCAACUAGAUCUUCAACUUCAAACCAGCCCAGUCCUGCCUACCUAACUCCCAUUAAAAGAAAAGUCAACAUGCAAAAGCAGACAGACAAUCUCCAGCCUCCCAGGUCAUUUCCACCCCCUGGAAUGCGAGAUCAAGCUGUACGAGGACCACCCUACUAUCAGCCUGUUCACAUCAGUAAUCCUCUGCCAAAUUCAGUCAGAACAGCAAAUUUGCACUUUUCUCUGACACCUCAGCGGGUUCUGCCACCACUAAACCACAGCACGGAGUCUAAUUCUGGAGUACCCAACAGGCCGCUGCCAGCAAACCCUUCUUUCAGAAGCCUCCAGGCACCUUCUAUACGCAAUCCUCCGCAGAAACCACUGCCAGCAAAUCCUAUAAACCGACCAUCUCAUCUUAAUGCCUCCUCCAUGCAGAACCCUGAAUUCCAUAUCAAACCUGUCAGGCCAGCACCCAAGAAGCCUCAGCAAUAUAGCAAAAUUAACCAACAUUGUUGACAUUUAAAUGACUGAAGAACUUUGCCUGCCAGCAACUGACCAAACGUGUUUGCACUAUCGGAGGAGUGAAUGUGGAGUUAGUACAUUUAUUAACCAACAUUAUGAGCGGGAAUGGUUCUGCUGUAUAUGUAUAUGCUGUGUCAGCAUUGCAUGACACUUGGGAGUCUAAUUUGCAGUAUUUCUUAACAGGAUUCCUCAACAAGGAAUCCGAGUCUCACAAGUGAGACUGCUUCAGGUAACUGGAAAUAUUUUGCGACAACCCCUCUUCAGGAGCAGAGGUCCCGCAGUCCAACAGAGAAUUCUAACAAGAUUCUCUAUUUUGGAAUACCCCAAAUUAGACUCCCCUAUAAGCCUUUGGUUUCAUUUCUUGGCAUUUGCAAAGGUUGGCAAGGCUCGGGUGAUGACGAAACUGUACUUUUUCAUCACCUUUUGGAAGAGGAAACGGUCUUUAUCUAAGUCAUGCGCUCUCUGUACAUAGAGUAUAAAUAUUUUAUACAUGGAAAGAACCCCUCUGCGAGAUCAUGGUGCCACGACGAUGUUUAGCAAGGCACUUAGCAAUGGCUCACUGGAAUCUGGUGGGUGACCCCCUCUCACCCCACCGACCCUGCUUCAACUGAAGAAAGUACCCAGACUUAAAAAUGCAUUCAAUUCAGCUUCUAGUAAUUGGUUUACAAAAUAAAUCUUUCUAGAGAGCAAAAGCGCCAAACGUUCUCAGCGCUUUCACUGUAUAAUUGGGCACCAGCUAGAUAUAACCCCCUGUGAUACCACCCCUGUGCGUGCUUUGUCCAAGCCACUCGUUGUAUAAGUGUUGUAUCACUCCAGGACGCAUGUGGAAUGCUAUUGAAUUAGCCUCACCAACAAAUUUCUGCGUGAUUCAUGAUCACCUACGGCUAGGCGAGUAAUGUCAAUAUAACCCGAAGCACUGCAUGAGUUAGCAGGCGCUAACCCAGAGGUUUCAAAUGCAGCCUUAUACUGUAACUAAGUGGUAGGCUCACAUCGCCAAAGGUGGUGGCCUAAUUGGCUGGCACCCGUUAUCUGAUUUAUAUAAUAUAGCAUUAAUAGAUAAAGGGAUUCUGAGCUACUGUUUUUGGUGCUGUGACUCCUGAUGGUGCUGUGUACUUGCUCAGGUACUUGUAAAUUAUUAAUUUAUGUUGAAUAUUUAUUACAAUGCAGUGCAAUGUGGUAGACACUUUUACAGUAGCUGAAUUUUCUUAAAGGAAAAAUUCUCUGGGUGUUGUAAUUGUGUUCAUUUUUUCAGUGAUAACAUUCUGUCUAAUUGCAUCUUAGCAGAGUGAAUGUAUUUGCUCUAAAGUUCCUAGGGCACCACUAAACACAAUGUGCUAUUAAUCUUUAAACAGCUGAAAUAAAACACAUUCAUACUCAGAUAAGGAAUUCAGCGCAGAUUGGACUGAUUCACAGAAUUCAUUUAAACAAAACCACUGCAUUGUUUACUUUUUCUGGCAAAACCAUUUUGUAAAAUGAUUUUUUAAAAAGAAAUUCCAAGCUUACUAUUAGUAUCUGAUGUAGUUUAUUGAUUAAACUAUACUCCCACUUUUUGUAGCAUUUACAUAUCCUAGUAGGUCAGCUAGCUAUUCAGAGUCCUUAUUAUAUAAAUGAAAUGUAUCUAACAUUCCAUUCAAGCUUUUUCAUGUUUGUUGUACAUUUUAGGUUUUACAGGAAAAUGCUAUUCUGGAGUUUGUUUCCUUUUGCCAUUGAUUCAUCACUAUGCUUGUGAAUUGUCCAGUAUU